AUGAUUAUUGAAUAUCUUAAACAAACGAAUAAACUUCGAACAAGCCCAUUAAUCAUUCACAAUGAUCUUCCAACUAAUGAUUGGACAAGGCUUUUUCAAUUACUCGCUGAAGAUAAUUUUUAUAAAGGUCUAGCUAAUGGGUGUUCUUUUUAUGAACAAUGUCUCCCGCUGAAUUGCCUAUCAAUUGGGUUUUCGUCUGCAUCACUUCAUAUUCUAUCAAAGAAACCUUGCAAUAUAGAUAAUCAUUGUUAUUUUCAUUUUGCUAAUGAAAAAGAACGUGAACUCUUACAAGCUCAAUCAAAAUCAGAUUUUGCUCGAUUUCUUAAAUAUCGUUCUCAAGAACUGCAAUCUGGUGGAAUUCUUAUUCUUAACAUUCCAAGUAUUAAGGAAAACAAAGAAAUGGGAUUUAAUUUUUAUUUUGAUCUAAUUUAUAAAUCUGCUAAAUCAUUAAAAAUUCUCACAUCACAAGAAUUAGUAGAUUUUACAAUUCCUUUCUAUUUACGUUCAUUAUCGGAAUGUCUUGAUUUCGAAUUAUUUAAUCGAUAUUUAUUAAAAUUAAUUAAAGUCGAAUUUAUUUGUUUAAAGUUGCUUAUUUUUGAUCAAUUUCAAAAUGGAGAAAUUGAAUUAGAUUAUUUUGCAAAAUCUCUUGCAAUGCUCAUGAGACCAGGUACUGAUUCAGCAUUGAAAGAAGCAUUAAAAUUAAAUCAACGAACAAAUCAAGAAAUCGAACAUAUAUCAACACAAUUCUGGUCCUUAUUCGAAGAAAAACUAAAACUUGAAUCGUAUGACGGUAAUAUUAGUACAUACGCAACUUAUUUAAUUUUAAAGAAAAACUAA
Rotaria socialis is the source of this 837-nucleotide messenger RNA. Lineage: Eukaryota; Metazoa; Rotifera; Eurotatoria; Philodinida; Philodinidae. The record is from the annotation of a GenBank genome assembly.